Molecule: messenger RNA, 1335 nt
Organism: Pseudocercospora fijiensis CIRAD86
Lineage: Eukaryota; Fungi; Ascomycota; Dothideomycetes; Mycosphaerellales; Mycosphaerellaceae
Exons: 12
Coding region: 1-1335 (444 amino acids)
Source: RefSeq, a predicted model, not a curated record
AUGGCCGCCACCACCACCAAAUACUUGCGAUCAGCUACCGUACGCGUCUUCCUUGUCGAAGAUGGCGAGCCCAAAUUCGUCGCAGAGGUCAACCGCGCGAAGCUCGAGAAGCACUCCCUUGCCUUCCGGACCUUCCUCACAGAGGCCGAAGUCCCCGACGAGAACAACAGACGCAUCGACCUGCCAGAAGGCUUUGCUGCCCCCGCCGCCCUCCGAAUCGUCCUCCGGGCGAUUCACCGUUUCGACCCGGCCCGCGACCAGCAUGUGAUUCGGCUCGUGAGUGCCAUCGAGACCGGCGAGCGCUGCCUUGUGUGGCAUGCUGCUCGGAAGCUGUACCUUGAGCCGCCAGAAGCCGAGCUCUACCUGCGCAACAAUAUCGCGUACAAGAUCAGUCACGAGAAGGUGACCCCUUUCUCGAUGACCAAGAUCCACGAGGUGUUUAGGCCACACCACCCCACCUUCACGCCAUACGGCACUAUGGUGCACCAGUACGUCUGGGACCUCCUCAGAGGCAACUACGCCUCUCCCGAGAUCGUCGAGGACCUCGACCGCACCGUCGAUCUGCUCCCUGGCCUGCGGAAAGACGUGGAGGAGAAGCUGGCGAUCGAGAAGCCCAAGUACGAGAAGUACUUGCAACACCAGAGAAUCAACGAGGCCAGGCGAGCCAAGGCAACGGAGAGCGGGCAGGAGGAGACUGUCGUAUGCUGGGCGGGAAAGGAGAGGAGGUUUAGAGGAGAUAAGGAGAAAAUGCCACCAAGCGGCUGGGAUGAUUUGCCGCAGACGCCAUCAAUGAUCCUCCACAAUGUUCUUCAGUCCUCUAUUAGCCCUCUCUCCUUCCCAGUCUUCGAUGUUGUCAUCCUCCGCACACUUCCCUCUUGCCUUCCUCACAAUGAUGUUUCAGCUGACAGCUCUGCAGCUGAGUUGGUCUCUACGCCCAUUAUACGAGGUUUGGCCAGUGAUCUGUUUUGGGGUCCAAAAUCAGCUUCCAUCUAUAUCCCAGCUGGAGCAUGCUACAUCAAUACUAAGCUGAGAGCCAUUAAAGCUUCCGGGGGGCAAAAUCAGCUUGUUUUCCCUCCGAGGACGUGGAGUCAGCUGCUUACGUCCCAGCUGAGAGACAGUCCAAGCUGUCAAAGUUUCUCUUACUUCCUUCCAAGAACGUGGACUAAGCUGGCCAUAUACCAGCUGAAUCAUGCUACAACAAAGCUAAUCCAAGAGACAUCCGAUUCGAGGUCGAAAUACAGCUUGCUUCGUCUCGAAAGCGAGGACCAAGCUAGCUAUAUACCAGCUGAGCCAUGCUACAAUAAUCCUACAACCACACCGCGUAGUCCGAUUUGA